GAAAAGCAAAGACCAAAUAAACAAGAGUUUAUUCUUCUCGUGUAUGUUUGUGUGCUUGUAAUCAUCAAAUACUAUUGUUAAGGAUUGAGCUGUAAUUGUUUUGUGAUUGUAAACUUUCAUACUACAUGUAAAGUAAUAAAUAAAAUAAUAGUGUGAGUGGAAGGUGUGGCUAUGUGUCCAAAUGGCAGCUUUCAGAUCUGUCGCAUUGUCACUGUCGGCGCUGUUAACACUUUUCUAUGUAGCCGAGACACAAAACGAGACCAUACAGGCCUGUGACAAUCCCGUGUAUUGUUAUGGAGAGCUUUUAGACGACAUACAAACGAUGGAAGUAUUCCAGGACUCGAAGAGAUUUGUAGAUAUGCCAAUGAGAGCCGAUCCAGAUACUGUAUUAUCUGCCUACAAUAACUUGGCUAACAUUACUGUGGACACACUAACUCAGUUCGUACAAGAAUGGUUUGACUUACCUGGAUCUGAUCUGAUGCCAUGGGAGCCUCCGGACUGGACUGAGAGUCCAAAGUUUAUUGACUCCAUUAGCAAUGAGCAGUACAAGGAGUGGGCAUCAAGUCUUAAUGGCCUAUGGAAAACAUUUGGGAAAAAAUUAAACCAGUCAGUAUACCAGCAUUCAUCAAGACACUCACUAUUGGCGGUCAAUAAUCCUUUUAUAGCACCUGGUGGAAGAUUUAUUGAAUUCUAUUACUGGGACUCCUACUGGAUCAUCAAAGGAUUACUUCUAUGUGAAAUGUUCAAUACAACACAAGGAAUGAUUAGAAACAUGGGUAGCUUGAUUGAAAGGUAUGGCUUUGUCCCAAAUGGUGGUAGGGUAUAUUAUACUAAGAGAUCCCAGCCUCCUCUUCUAACGUGGAUGGUGUACAGUUACUAUGAGGCAACGAAUGAUACCGGGUUUGUUAAGGAGAUGCUACCAAUGCUGGACAAAGAGUACCAGUUCUGGAUGACCAAUAGAUCAGUAUAUGUACCAGGCUGUGAUUGUACUGCUAAUAGAUAUGCAUCCACUGCUAAUGUCCCAAGGCCAGAGUCUUAUAGAGAAGAUAUAGAAACUGCUAGUGAAGUAUCUGAAGAGCUACAGCCCGAGCUUUAUUCAAAUAUAAUGUCAGCUGCUGAGUCUGGCUGGGAUUUUAGCUCAAGAUGGCUCUCAACCAGCGGACCAAUGGCGGGUCAGUUGUCUUCGAUGAGAGCCAAGAGUAUAAUACCAGUGGAUCUCAAUGCUAUACUUGGAGCUAAUGAGAUAUUGCUGUAUAAGCUCCACAGAAUCACUGGUUUUGAUGAUUUUGCCGAAGACUAUGCUAGUGCCUGGACUCGACGACAUUCUCUCUUUGAGAACCUUUUAUGGGCGGAGACAGAAGGACUCUAUAAGGACUGGUCACUGGAAGAAGGGUCCCACCUCAAUGCUGUAUAUGCUUCAUCCCUCACUCCAUUUUACACUUACUCACUUGAUAAGUCUCUCUUUAACAACACUAAAGGAAGACUGACACUCGGUCGAUUGAAAUCCCUUGGUUUCCUUGGUUACCCCGGAGGACUCCCCACGUCUCAAAACAGCACCGGACAGCAGUGGGACUUUCCUAAUGCCUGGGCUCCUCUCCAGUGGUUUCUAGUGAAAGGAUGGGAAGGAGCCGACGACCAGGAACUGAACAAGGCAGCUAGAAACCUCACAGAGACUUGGCUGAGGUCCAAUUAUCAAGCAUGGAUACAAUACAACCACUCAAUGUUUGAGAAAUAUAACUGCACAGCGUCAGGUCAGCCAGGAGGAGGCGGUGAAUAUUCAUUACAAUCCGGCUUUGGUUGGACUAAUGGAGUCGUACUUGACUUGCUCAGUUCAUAUUAUACGACAAACCCUCCCACAGUCACUACCUCCUCACCAUCACGAUCUCCUUACCUCUGGUUCAUAGCUCUCGUCCCCAUCUCUCUAUUCCUACUAGUGACUCUGUUGUGUAUCUGUUGGUGUCAUUACUUGUAUAGAAACGGAAAGAGACGAUACUGGGAUCGCGUGAGACAUGAGCAGCUGCUACAUUCCAGUGGAAGUAGUGAACCACAGUCCCCCAUGGUGUUCUCUAAUCAAGACGCUAUUGAUGAUAAUGAAGACGGUGGUGCCAUUAUUAAUAAUGUAUACCGUCGGUCGGAUGUUUAGUCAUGUGACUAUCAUGUGAUGCCGCACUCAACUGUGCAUACGUGUCUCCUUAUCACGUGACGUUCACUUUUAUUCAAUUCUCCCUUUUCUUUCCUUCUCAAUUUUUUAUAUUUUGUCCUUUUUAUUUUUAAUUUAAAUAAUCAUUCUAUACAUGAUUUAAUGUA
Molecule: messenger RNA, 2307 nt
Organism: Amphimedon queenslandica
Lineage: Eukaryota; Metazoa; Porifera; Demospongiae; Haplosclerida; Niphatidae
Product: trehalase-like
Exons: 11
Coding region: 182-2143 (653 amino acids)
Biological process (GO): trehalose catabolic process
Molecular function (GO): alpha,alpha-trehalase activity
Source: RefSeq, a predicted model, not a curated record